Messenger RNA from Phalaenopsis equestris, 1258 nucleotides. Its product is annotated as sucrose transport protein SUT1-like. NCBI's taxonomy places the organism in Eukaryota, Viridiplantae, Streptophyta, Magnoliopsida, Asparagales, Orchidaceae. Gene Ontology annotation, cellular component: plasma membrane. Gene Ontology annotation, biological process: sucrose transport. The record is from RefSeq and is a predicted model, not a curated record. Gene Ontology annotation, molecular function: sucrose:proton symporter activity.
GUUUUCCUAUUUCUUUGCCUAACGGUGACUCUAAUAUGUGCAAAAGAAGUUUCACUCUCUGAAUUGGACCCAACAUGUACUUGGAGGGAAAAUUCUGGAUUAUUUUCUGUUUUAGAAGCCUUUAGAAGGUUGCCUGCUGGAAUGGUUUCCGUGCUUCUUGUGACAUCUCUCACUUGGCUGGCAUGGUUUCCUUUUCUUCUUUACGACACUGACUGGAUGGGCCGAGAAAUCUUUGGCGGCAAUCCCAACGGAACAAAAAUUGAAAUUGAUGCUUACACCCUUGGUGUCAAAUAUGGCGCAUUUGGCUUGCUUCUUAACUCGAUUGUUCUUGGCGUUAGCUCAAUGUUUCUUGAGCCCAUAUGCCGGAAAUUUACCUCAAGGGUUGUUUGGGUCCUAGGCAACUUCGCUCUCUUCUUUGCCAUGGCUGUCAAUACAGCUCUAAUUCUUAUUUCCAAGAAGUUAUACGCUGAAAACAUGAAUGCUGUAGCCGGAGAACUUAAUGGAGUGAAAAUAGCAGCUUUGGUUAUCUUCGCGGCUCUUGGAUUUCCACUAGCUAUCUUGUUCAGCAUUCCUUUCGCCAGUGCGGCGCAGCUCGCCAUGAAUGAUGGAGGCACCAGACAAGGACUAUGCCUUGGUAUUUUGAACAUCUCCAUUGUCAUUCCACAGGUGAUCGUUUCUCUUGGUGCUGGUCCAUGGGAUGCUCUCUUUGGCACUGGUAACAUCCCAGCCUUUGCUCUAGCUUCAGUCCUUGCUCUAUCUGGUGGCUUCAUUGCCCUUGCGGUUUUGCCAACGCCCCCUAAAUUGUCCAAUAAUUAUGGAUAUGGGCCCGUGCAGUAAUUGUCGACGAAAUAACAUGCAGAAAAAAAAUAAAAGCUGUAUUUAUAUGAUUUGAUAAGAAAAUUAUAUAAUAUAUUUAUCUAUAACAAUGAUCAAUAAGCCCACCAUCUGAGGAGGCAAGAAAGGUAAACAUUUAAGCAAAUCAAUCUCAUUUUAAUGCAAUAAUAUCAUCCUUUGAAUAUCAUGAAGUCCCAAUUUGUUGUUUGGUGGGAUAAAUUGGUCCUUCCCUAAGUUUUAAUGAAUUUGCCUUUCUGUUGAAGAUGUGUGGAAAUGAAGGAAAAAAAAUGCGUUUUCUUUUUUUUUUUUUUGUUGUAAAUUUAAAAGCCAUAUGACAGUCUAUCUCAUUGGAUUUUACAUGCACAUAAACAAUCGGUGAUGUAUAAUGCUGUUUGAUUGUUACCAAUUGAUGAUGCGGAUGCUA